Molecule: messenger RNA, 3543 nt
Organism: Hirsutella rhossiliensis
Lineage: Eukaryota; Fungi; Ascomycota; Sordariomycetes; Hypocreales; Ophiocordycipitaceae
Product: zinc finger protein
Exons: 5
Coding region: 1-3543 (1180 amino acids)
Source: RefSeq, a predicted model, not a curated record
AUGUCGGCUUCCGCUUCAAAGGUCGACAUCGACGGCGCCAUCCGCCACUUGCUCGACGAGCAGGCCGCCAUUCAGUCGAGGCUAGCCGUCCUCGUCGCUGCCCAACAUGGCCUCGAUCUGCCCCUGGAGCUCGACAUGCUGCGCCACAAACUCCGCGUCGUCAAGGCCCUCGUCGAUCAGCACGGCCUGGCGCCCCAUAUCCCUGUCCUGUCCCAGAUGGAAGAGGCCCGCGCACUCCAGUAUCACUGUGAGUGCCUCGAGGCGGCUUGUCUACAGCACCAGUUGGAUGCUGUCGAGUCCAUGAGGCGCUCGUCGGCCGAUGCCCCGCAGGGCUUUGCGCCGUGGCUCGACAAGCAUCUUGAGCGAUGCGACCCCUUGAAUCGCGUCAGGCACAUGCUGGGAGACCGCCCCGACACUCCAAACUUGUCUUCCUUGCCCUCUGUCAAGUGCUGGGACGAGCACUGCAUCCACUUCAUCUACGGCUUCCCCUCACGGCUGCAGCGAGACAAUCACGCUCAGGUGCACAGGGAUUCUGCUCUCUCCAUGGGGAGCUCGCCUCCCCCACCGCUGUCCGAGCAUCCAUCAUUCCGCGUCGUUGAAGGCUUCGAACCGCCGAGUCAGGCGGGCACGGGCCCGCAGCACACGCGACACGCCGUCCCCGUCAACCUGCCACCCCUGAGCCUGCCCGCUCAGUCAAGGGAAAGCGAGAACCCGCCCCGGAAAAGCGCUUCCGACGAUACUCGUCGAGGGACCCGCCGGAGCUCUGCAGGCUCAGACGCCGAACCUCACCUGCCCCCGUUGAAGAAGGCUCGGCUCGGCCAGCCUCGUCUAGAGUCCAUAGGAGAGUUGCGCCUAGUGCGAGACAAGGGGCCGUGUUUACGCUGCAGGGCAGCCCGCAAAGAGUGCGACGAGAGCCAGCCCUGCACGCACUGCGCAGGCAACCCCCCGUCCGGUCAAGAAGAAUUUUGGGCACAUGUGGGCUGUUGCCGGGAUCCCAUCACUUCCUUUGCCAACGUCUUCCUCCCUGGGCCGCUCUCGCCGAGACAAACGCGUACUCCCAUCACGUCGCCUACUGCACAACGGCGGGCUGUCAACGAAUACAUGCUGACAAGCUGCUCCUUUCCGGCCUACGCAAAGGAUACGGUCACGACCACACUGGACUUUGCAGACGGCUUUUGGUGGUCGGCGCAACUCGAUUCGAGGUAUGCGGCCAGCGACGGCACGACGGGCUUCAACCAAGACGCGUCUGGUCAUGCCCCUCCCGUGUUGCUAGCCCUAGCUAGCAGCUGGCAAGCCCAGGAGGGUUCUCACGAUCCGUUCCAGCUCCUCAAAGUCAGUGGCGGACUGUCGGGGUCCCGUGACGAAGAGGAGACGGCAUACCCAGUACUGCACAAUGCCAAGCUGCUUUUGCGCGAGACGGUCGUCUUUGGUAUCCUGCAGCCAGAUCCGGCCAUACGGCUUGGGUCGGCAUAUUCGCGCCAGCCGCCGCCGGAAAACACCGACUUGGAUGAGCACGCGCGGUUGGUUCAGGAAUGCCUCGUUCGAUUUCUGAAAUCUCUCGAGCCCCUCGUAUCACAGAGCUUCAGCAUGGGAUCGUCAAGAAUCUUGGCCAACUUUCUUGCCCUGUGCAUAUUCAGCAUGGUCCGGACUCUUCUCCUGGACCUGGCCCCGCCAGCUUACCACUUUGUGGCCCAGCAGCAGGCAGCGCCCGCGAGGGGGGAUGGGGACCAGGCCGCGCACGGCACCUACAAGGCUUUUGUCAAGCUUUUCUCCUCCUGUUGCCCCAUGCUGGAGGACAUCUCGCACAAGAGCUUGACGGACCAGGAAACAUCCCUCUACGUCGCCGUCAACCGUUUUCUCCAACGGCAAGCCUGGGAAGAGCAGGGGAUCGGCUCGAGUGUCGACUUUUUGUUCAAACUAGGCGACGAGUACGUCGGAGAGAGGUCCAGGUUUAUGGGCUUUCUUCGGCAGCGUCGACCGAAUGGCUCCAUUACAUGGGAACCCUCGUUCGCGCCGCUGCUUCAGGGACCUCGACGCUCGGUGCCGACAAUAUCCAGCCUGUCCGGUCUUCAACCGUGGCGCCCUGGCACACAAGACGACGCCGCAAUACUGCACAGGAAAGACCCCAGUUUAGGAGCCUCAUCCGAGAUUGACCACGAGCGAGGGCGGAGGCACACGGUGGGCGAACCUCCUGCUUACGCACGGCCGCCCGAGUCCUUUCUUCAGUCCCCAGACUCGCCCUCUAGGUUCCGUGUUCCGUAUCCGAGACCACCGGUCCGACGUGUCUAUUGUGAAAAGUGCAACGAAUACCCAGAGGGAUUCCGCGGCGAGCAUGAGCUGAGGCGCCACACGGAGGCCAAACAUUCGGCCAUGGCGAGACGCUGGGUGUGCUGCGAGCCGGACAACGGCAAGGACCUCUCCAUCCAACCCGUCGUCGCGCUCUCCACCUGCAAGGCCUGCAUGGGGCAGAAGCAGUAUGGCGCCUACUACAACGCCGCGGCGCAUCUCCGCCGGGCUCACUUUCACCCCCACCGCGGCGGCAAGGCCAGCGGCGACUGGCCGCCUAUGUCAGUCCUUAAGGACUGGAUGAAGGAGGUGCGGCAGCCCCUGGAUGGAGGAGACAAUUGCGACAGCGGCGGCGAAGAGGAGGACAUGGAUCCAAUAGGCGAGUCGUCGUCGUCGUCGACCGGCCAGCCCGGCGUUGAAUCCUCCCUGCAACGGUCGUUUCUAAUCUCCCCCCAUCGAGAGCCCUGGCAUCGAGAGGCGGCAGCGAGCCAAGCGUGCCCGCAGGCGCUGCCCGAGAAUCGCAGCCAGUGUCCACACCCCGACUGCGGCCGCAUCGUCAAGGACCUCGCCGCGCACAUGCUCACGCACCAGGAGGAGCGGCCGGAAAAGUGCCCCAUUGCGUCGUGCGAGUACCACACCAAGGGCUUCGCCCGCAAGUACGACAAGAACCGCCACGCCCUAACGCACUACCGCGGUACCAUGGUCUGCCCCUUUUGCCCCGGCAUGGGCUCCCCAUACGAAAAGGCCUUUGGCCGCGCCGACGUCUUCAAGCGGCACCUCGCGGCCGCGCACAACGUAGAGCAGACGCCCCCAAACAGCCGCGCCGGCGGCAGGCUGCUCGGCCUCUUGCCGGAACCCCCGGAGCAUCACCACGGCGGCGGGGGUGGCGGCGCGGCGGCGCGGUGCUCCAUCUGCGGCGGCCGCUUCGCAGGGGCGCAGGAGUUCUACGAGCACCUCGACGAGUGCGUGCUCAGCGUCAUCAUCCCCGCUGGGUCGCUUGCUGCUGCUGCUGCGGCGGCGGCGGCGGCGGCGCAACAGCCGGAGCAACAUAGUGAGGGCGCCGCCGCCGCCAGGGAGAGGGCGGGACCGCCCGGCGGCUGCAUGGAGGAUAGAGUGAAGGCCGCGCCGCCGGCUGCGUCGAACAAUGGCGUGCGGUGUUUUGACCAUGAUACCCGGAAAGGAGUUGUUGGUGCGGAGAGGGGGGCCGUGUUCGCCCCGAAUCCCGCGGCGGCCGUCCCGGCGACUACAACGGCAUAG